Molecule: messenger RNA, 1297 nt
Organism: Cyanistes caeruleus (blue tit)
Lineage: Eukaryota; Metazoa; Chordata; Aves; Passeriformes; Paridae
Source: RefSeq, a predicted model, not a curated record
UCCUCUGUUCUUUUUAAAGAAAAGGAAAAUCCGAGCCAGGACAUCUCCAGCUGAUCUGGACGGAUCAGAUCUAACUGCAACAGCAGAUCUAACUACAACUCAGCCGUACAGCCCAUUUUAUCUGAGUGCUUGUGUUAGGAAAAAACAACCACAAAAUACAAGAAGAAUCCAUUUUAAGUGGAAACAAAUACUAAGUAAAAGCUCAGCUUAAAUCCAGGCUACAUACAAGUUAUGUAAAAUUUGCAAUGAGCACGAGAGCUCUGGCUGAUCACCUGUGUUUCCAGUUGACGGGUGGGAGCAGCGAAUACGAGUGCUGGUGCCUUUCCUGAUGGCUUCUGUUUGGUCUCUUUCCAGUAUGCCACAACAGGCUGCUCCCUGGCACUCCACCACACAGAAAAGCCAAAACAUGAAGCCAUGUGUGAGUACCGUCCCUACUCCUGCCCGUGCCCGGGUACCUCCUGUGACUGGGAGGGGUCCUUGGAAGCCGUCAUGUCCCACCUCAUGCAUGCCCACAAAAGCAUUACCACCCUUCAGGGAGAAGACAUCAUUUUCCUUGCCACAGACAUUAACCUGCCAGGGGCAGUGGACUGGGUGAUGAUGCAGUCGUGCUUUGGUCACCACUUCAUGCUGGUGCUGAAGAAACAGGAGAAGUGUGAAGGUCACCAGCAGUUUUUUGCCACCGUGCUGCUCAUUGGCACCCGUAAGCAGGCAGAGAACUUUCAGUACAGACUGGAGCUGCACGGCAGCUGCCACCGGCUGACCUGGGAGGCGUCUCCCUGCUCCAUCCACGACGGCGUGUCCGUGGCCAUCCGCAGCAGCAACUGCCUCGUUUUUGAUACAGCUACCGCACACCUUUUUGCUGACAACGGAAACCUCGGCAUCAACGUGACAAUCUCUAUGUGCUGCCCGUGAUGCAUUGCUAGUGAGACUCGAGCUGUCUGGGUGUAGUGCUUCAGCAGGGUUUGGUUUUGGUUCCUGUUUUUUACGCUGCUCAGCUAUGCCAUCUUGUAUGCUAAGGCUUCUGACUAGCCAACGGUUGUAACUUUGGGCAGAAGAGGAACAAGAGUGUGCUGUAAGUAACAUGAGCGGGACAAGGUCUUUUAAAAUUCUUGGGUGCCUUAGGAAGAUUAUACACACAGAGUUACCUUUUAUAAUUAUAUUUUAUGUAAAGAGUGCUUCCAUUAGAUAUGUGGCUCAAGAGGCUCCUGUUUGGAGCACAUCUAGAAGCCCUUUCAGCAGCAGUACAGACUCCUUCUGUCACAGGUGGGCUUUAAUAAAAGGCUUUAGUAUCACAAGA